Messenger RNA from Pseudogymnoascus destructans, 1272 nucleotides. RefSeq names its product 2-dehydropantoate 2-reductase (Ketopantoate reductase) (KPA reductase) (KPR) (gene PAN5). The transcript has a single exon. Lineage: Eukaryota; Fungi; Ascomycota; Leotiomycetes; Thelebolales; Thelebolaceae. Gene Ontology annotation, cellular component: mitochondrion; cytoplasm. Gene Ontology annotation, biological process: pantothenate biosynthetic process. The record is from RefSeq and is a predicted model, not a curated record. Bases 34 to 1272 code for a protein of 412 amino acids. Gene Ontology annotation, molecular function: 2-dehydropantoate 2-reductase activity; NADP binding.
GGUCAUAUCUGCGUUCAGAGGCGAACGGAGUGUAUGGCUCCUCGACAGGGCAUUUGCGGAUUACGGGCCCUAUCCCGACUUGCGUGGCCGUCGGCAACUCUUACCCGGCCACUCGCCUCUCAGAUGCCCUCCUCACCACGCCAAAGCUCUAGAUCACCACACCACCGCCUCAACUCCUCUAUCUCCAAUCCACCAAAACCAAACCAACAAAUGCCCUCCCCCUCACCAACACCCCACAUCCACAUCCUCGGCCUCGGAAACCUCGCCAAACUCUUCGCGCACUCCCUCUCCCUCCUCCCCCACCCCCCCCAACUCACGCUCCUAACCCAUCGCCCCUCCCUCCCUCCCUCCUCCCCCAUCACCCUCGUCCUCACCCGGAAUUCCACACCCCUCCCAUCCCCCCCCUUGGAACUCUCCCUCAUCACACCCCAAGGGCCGGCAAUCACACACCUCAUCCUGACCACAAAAUCGCCCUCCUCCGCCGCCGCUGUCGCCCCCCUCCUCCCGCGGCUGUCUGCCGAUUCCACCAUUCUAUUUACCCAGAAUGGGAUUGGUGCCGUUGAAGAAGUCUCCUCUCUCUUCCCCGCUGAUGCGCAACCAACAUAUCUCUCCGCCAUAGUAACACACGGUGUUUUCUCAACCGGUCAAUUCAGCGCCACGCACGCGGGGGUGGCGGAUCUGAAGAUCGGGCCCGUCUCGGGGCGCACCAGCGAACUUUCGACGUCGGCGCGGUGGCUGGUUGAUACGAUUUUAUCAUCUGAGGCAUUGGCAGCGACAGAGGUGGGAGCGGAUGAACUACUCCACGUCACUCUCGAGAAACUCGUCGCCAACGCCGUCAUAAACCCCCUCACAGCCAUCUUCCGCAUCCCCAACGGCUCUGUCCUCUCCCCCUCCCUAACCCCCCUCCGCACCGCCCUCGCCUCCGAAACCAGUCUAGUCAUCCUCUCCCACCUCUCAGCCCUCCACCCCGACUCCCCCCUCCCCCCCUCAAAAGCCGAGCGCUUCAGCGUCGCCAGGCUCGCGGCGAUGGUGGAGGGAGUUUGUGAGGCGACGAGGGGGAAUCGGAGUUCGAUGUUGCAGGAUGUUGAGGCGGGGCGGGGGACGGAGGUUGGUUAUAUUAAUGGGUGGAUUGUGGGGAGGGGAGAGGAGAUGGGGGUGGGGGUUGGGGUUAAUGCAGGGGUGAUGGGAAUGGUUGAACGGGGGGAGGUGGUUAAGAUUGAGGAGGUGGGGCGGUUGCUUGAGAGGAUGAGGGAGGGUGUGGAGGGAAGGUAG